Brassica rapa (field mustard) is the source of this 6539-nucleotide messenger RNA. Its product is annotated as transcriptional regulator TAC1. The record is from RefSeq and is a predicted model, not a curated record. NCBI's taxonomy places the organism in Eukaryota, Viridiplantae, Streptophyta, Magnoliopsida, Brassicales, Brassicaceae.
UAUUUCUAUAAAAUAAUGAAACGAAGUAAAUUCGUAGCUAAUUUUGCGGCUUCUUUACGUGGAAGCUUAACGUGGUUUUUACGAGGAAACGUUUACAAGGAAAUAACGUGGAAAUCUAUCAAGGUUUUUACGUUUUAUUUACGUGGAAAGCUGUCAAGGUAUUUACGUUAAUUUUACGAGUAUUUAUUUACGUGGGUUUUACGAGGAAAGUUUUUCGUGGUAAUUACGAGGAAUCUUAGCGACGUCCUUACGAGGAAUCUUUACGUGGUCUUUACGAGGAAAAUUAGCGACGUCCUUACGAGGAAGCUUUACGUGGUCUUUACGACGAAAUAUCCUCCUUCGCUUUUACGACGAAAUUAUUUCCUCGCUAACUUACGACGAAUUAGCGAGGAUAUAUGCGUUACGACAAACGUAUAACGACGAAACGGGUUUCCUCGCUAAUUCGUCGUAACACUGCUUUUACGACGAAUUAGCGAGGAAAACUGCCCUCGUAAAACUUGUGUUUUCUUGUAGUGGAUGUUCGAAGGUAUUCAAACUGUGGACGUUGAUGGUUUGUUAACUCUUCUAUGUCUCUUGAUCUCUCCUCUCUUCUUCUCUUCAGAUUUAUCACCUUUUCUUCUUGGCUAUCGCCAUCUCAUCGUCACAUCGUCACGCCAUCACACCAUUACCUCUACUCAAGCUCGCUCUCACACAGUUACCUCACCUCUGCUCAAGCUCACCAUCACGCUGUCACCUCACGUCUGCUACAGCUCGCCGUCACCUCACGUAUGCUACAGCUCGCCUUCAUUUCAGUUAAUGGAGAAGGAAAAAAUCCAGGAUGCUACAGAGGAGGAGGAAGAAUAAAAGAGAUGAAAGAGGAUGAAGAGGAAGAAGAGAAGAAAAAAAGGCUCCUGGAGACUGGCCGUAGAAGAUGACAGAAGAGUGGUCCGUAUGUUUACUGAUGGCAUCCUGGAUUACUAGUUGCAUGAUUCUCAACCGCCACAUGCUCAUAGUUGGUGACUCUCAACAUGAGUCUAUUUGAUUCUGGAUAUCAACUCGGCAUAACACAUAUGUAGAGUAUCAAUGGAUUCAUCGAGUUACCCCCUCGUUUUUUUUGUUGUUGAUGUUGAAUUGUUCCAAACCAACUAACAAUAGACAUAACCAUCAUUCGAUCUAAUAGCCAGUAAUUUUAAAUCUAAAUAUCAGCUAACAUGUACAAUAUCCAGAUAAUUUAAAACAUAACCAUGUUAAUUUAUGGAAGAUCUGAAUAUUUAUAAUAUAACCAUUCUAACUUACAUAUCAACUAUAUGAGCUCUACUUAUAUGAGUUAAGCUAACAUUACCCAAAAAUAGAAUCAAAGAAGCUGAAUAAAAAACAUAUAUUUAUUAACAUGAUAAUUAUAAUCGAGAAAACAUGCGUAAUCGGAUAAUUGUAGUGUUAACCGACCAUUUAUUAAAAAUACUAAGGAUUUUUAACAUAAAAGCCCCCCAAUUAAGUUUAUUCUGGGUAUAAACCCCUGAAUUAAAAAUUCAAUGAAAAAACCUCCAACCUAAAUAAUUGUAAUGAAUUGGCCCCUCCGUUACUCGUCACGUUAAAACCAAACGCCGCUUUUGGAAAUGUCUUAAAACAAUAUGAUUUGUCAAUAAAACAGUACGAUGUUUAAACAAAAUGUCAUGUUGUUUAUCAUUUAAUUUUACAUUCUUAAGUGUCUUAAAAAUUCCACGAGAGAAUAAGAUGAUAAACCCUAAUUUUUUAAAGAGAAGGGUUUUGAGUUUCAUUUGGUGAUUGUGAGAGUUUGAGAGACUCUAAGUUCGGGAGAGGGUGACUUAUAGUCUGGUGACAGAGUUGAAGUUACAUAUAUAUAUGGUUCAAAACUUCAAAUGAACUUAAUCCUAGUUACACUUUUGAUCGCCACUGAACUCACAUCACCUUAAGCACACUUGAAGUUGGCUCAUCUAAGAACUUGCUGUUUUUCUGUUUUUAAUUUUGGAACUCAGCUUUAGAAUCUAUGUUUUGGUGUUUCAGAUUAACUACGAUUAAGUUCAUCUGUACCAUGUUUUACCAUGUUUUGGUGUUUUGUUAUAGCUCAGGUUAUGGUCGUUAGAACCAUUAAAAUGAAGUGAACUAUGUUUGCUUGUUGCUAUGUGUCUUGAAGGGUCAUUUUAUUUGUUUCUUCCAACGACAAGUGCAAGACAUAUUUUCUUACAGGGUCAUGUUGUUAAUCAACUCGUCAAACACAGCAACAGUAGAAAAACAAGUUAAAAACAACACUUGAAACACUAUCAAAUGUCAUAAAUACCAGUUAAAAACGUCACUUAAACCACAAUGAUGAUAGUCCUAGAACAAGCUACUGUUGAACUUUUUCUCUUGGCUUGACCUCUCACACUGCACAAUUCUCACGGCCAGCCUCUCUUUCUUCUCUUGUUCAUACUUGGUGAGCUUCUCUCACCCUCACUCUGUUUUACACCACUCACACUCUGUUUUUGUUUACUUGUGUUUCAUCUUAACACAAGCUUGCUCUUUCUCUUUACUCUUUCACGUUUCUUUUGUGUUUAUGUAGAGAGAGAAGAGAGUUUAGUUGGCUUUUGCCUCUUCUUCUUUCCUUGGGUGGUAAGCAAUCUCUUGCUUCCACUUCUUUAUUCUUUUUCGACGGGACUCCUUGGUCAAUUCUUCUUCUUGUUCAUUUUCAUGUGUGGCAAGCUUCCUUGCUUCCACUUCUUCUCUUGAAGGAUUUAAUCAAAGUUCAAUCUCGAGAGCUACGACCACAAUGACAGUCCUUGAACCACAAUGAUGUUAAAAGACGCAAGCUACAACACACAGCAUCACUUUUAGACUUGGUUCUAAAACUCUCAAGCAACAUAAACUUUUCGAGAACAAAAUCAGUUGAAACCAACACCGUACGUUUAAUUACGAAAACUAAAACCUAACUGGGGAAGAUGAAAACAAAAGCUUUAACUUGAGGAACAGAUAUAAACUCAAAAUUUUGAAGAACCCUAAUUUAUAUUUGGAAAUUUUCGAGUCUCAGAUAUGAAGAAGAGGAAAGACGGGUCGUUUUUCUUCUGACACUAAACGAUGUGUUUCAACUAACGGAGGUUUUCAAAAUUUUAACGUGGCUAAGUAACAGAGGGGCCAAUUAGAUACCAUUUCUUAGGUUGAGGGUUUUUCCGUUGAAUCUUUAAUUUAGGGGUUUAUACCCGAAAUAAACUUAAUUGAGGGGGUUUUAUGUUAAAAAUCCAAAUACUAACUAAAAGUAUUGAUAUCUAGAUAAUUUGUAUAUAUUAUCGGCUAACUAUAACAAAAAAAUUCAAGUGAAAUUACAACUUACAUCAUAAAGAAAAGUGAAAAAUAUUUCCAAGAAUCAUGGUAACAACUAAUAGUUGGUACUUCACCCUUAAUAAACUCUCGUCUUCUGAGCUGAUAAGCCGGAGAUGGUACUUGACGAGGCAAUGCGACGGUAAUGCGGCAGUGGAGGAUGAUGGUCAUAAAGAAAGCAUUUGUUGAAGUGUGAAGAGUGAAUAUGAGCUAUUUCUUAAACAAGGCUCGUGCUUUCCGGUUUCUGCGAGUUUACGCGCCGUCGUGUAAUCACAUCCAAAACUUGAUGGUUCGGACGAGAGAGAUUUGAAACUGAAUGUUUGAAUUUGUGGCAAUGAAUUUAAGGAUGAUAAAAUUUCUUAAUAGAAAGGAUCCCAAUCUAAGAAAAUGAUGAUUUAGUGUUUGAUAAUUUAUCUUUUUGUGAAAAGAUGUGUUUGUGGUUUGCAGGAGGAAGCGAGUGUGGUUGCAGGAGGAAACGAGUGUGUGCGUGUGUGUGUGUGUGAGAGAGAAAGAGAGAGAGAGAAGAUGCAUCGUCACGCCAUCACACCAUUAAACUAGAGAACGAAUAGGGUCACAAAGGUCAUUUCUCAUCUUCUGCCAUUGGGCUAGUGAGCCAUUGUUUUUUUUUCAUCCAUAUAAAUUUCUGAAUCUUUGUAUAUUUCCCUCGUAAGUAAUAUAUUGGAAAAUGAUCAAAACGUCACACUUUUUCUUUGCAUUGCAGAUUAAGAAUACAUGUGAAACUCCAACAUUGAAAAGUCGGUAUAUAAAAUGUUCAAAUUAUAAUUCUUCUUAGAAAUCAUAAUCCUUUGAUGACAAAUUCCAUGCAUAGGGUGAAAGUAAUGUUUAACUAUAUCAAUUAAUUGUUGGAUAAGUGACAUAAAAGUCCAAGAAACUAAUGCAGAAUUGUUCUCUAGUUUCUUGCUUAAGGAAACUAUACGACGUACGCGUAUAUAUAAAACUUCAUCUUUAAAACACUUAUAAAGGUAUAAAUAAUAUUAAGUUAACAAGUUAUUAACUAAGGAAAUGUCGUCAUCAUGUAGCGUAUAUGAGAUGUAUAUGCUGUCGACUUAUCCUAAUUUGAACUCGAAUAAUGGUAAGUCGAGUCCCAGGGGCGAAGCCAGACCUAUUUUCUCCUGAGUGCAUACAAUUAAUACAAGUUAAAAUAAUUUAUAAUAUAGUGAUAUAGUGGGGCAUCGAACUCUGGAUCAUUGAAAAAUGUGGGUGCACCUUAACCAAAUAAGCUAUUUCAACCAAUACAUACAAUGUAAAAACAUAUUAAAUAAAGAUAAUAGGGGGUGCACGUGCACCCAGACUCUUCCACCUAGCUUCGCCCCUGAAGUCGACUACACUAAUACACAUCAUUAGCUACAAACCAAAUUGAAAACAUUUUCUUAUAUAGUUCUAUGUAAUAUAGUAAUUAUUGUCGGUUUGAUAUGUUAGUAUUUUAUACAAAGGCGAAAAUCUAAGAACAAACAAUUAAAUUAACUAAUCAUUACACACGCUAUCUCAAAGUCGACUGACUUUUAUAUAACAAUGACCACGGUCAGAUUCACAAUGUAUAUUUAACCGUUCUCAUUAUCCAACAUGAUUCAUCAAAUUUACAUUUUUUUUCACAAAUAAAAACUCCCCCUUUGCUUCCCGUUAUUUAUAUACUCUCCUGAUCAUACAGCAAUGAAUAGAAAAUACUUGGAUCGAAGAUCAUAUUCAUGGUCUGGACAAUCAAGACCAUACAUAUGCGACUUUUGCGAGAGAGGUUUCUCCAACGCACAAGCUUUAGGAGGGCACAUGAACAUCCACAGAAAAGAUAGGGCAAAACUGCGGGAAGCGAACUUAAAGGAAGAUAAUCCUGAAGACUCCAUAUGCACCAAUUCAAGAACCAGGUUCGAGCAAGUUCCGAUUGAAUUGCCUUUCUUCGUUGACACGAUAAGUCCUACAAGAAAAGAAAACAAUAAUAAAAGUGGAAACUAUUUGGGAGAUGAAGAAGAGAAGAAGAUGAGGUCGUUAUUUCAAAAAGCUUUGUCCAAAAGUGCAGAAGUGAUAGACCUUGAGCUUCGUCUAGGAUUAGAUCCUUAUAAGAAAUCACCAAGUAAGUAGUUAUGUGAAUAUAUAGUUUAGUCACCAAAAUAUAUAUAGAUGUAAUAUGUGGAUAUUUUUUUGUUCGUUUGAUUUGAUUAGUUGUUGAUUUGUUAAUAUUGCACUAAAAUUCUAACUUUGUAUGUACGUAACGGUAUAUGGUUUUGAUGCGUUUUGUAAAAUACUAUAUGAUUAACUAAGGCUUAAGCAUUUUGUUUUAAAUUCUGAAACAAAAAUUCAAGAUACUAAGCAAAUAUGCUCUUUUUUUUGCAUAUAACAAUUUCCACUAACGAUUGGACCUAAGUUAAAUGUACUAUAUAGCAUUUAACAAAAUAUUAGAGCCUAGCAAGUAUGUUGAUCGAAAAAUAUAGCAAACGUGACGCUACCAUACAUAGUUUUUUUUAACUCUGCUUUCUCAAGAGGGACCUCCAUUUUGGGUCGAUGAGAAUGUAGAUGGAGCUGAAGGUGGUAGUAGUUUAUUGAUGAUAAUGGAGUAUUCACAGGACUAGAGUCAGUAGAUGCAUAUUCCCGAAAAAAAACUAAAGAGGAUGGUUAAUAAAACUGAGUCAAAAGAUGCAAGAAAUGCAGUGAACUAAUCCAGACCGAAGAGGUCGAGAUGGCCGCCGACCUAUCAAGUAGGGAUCAUUUGAGAGCCUUGUUUAGCUCUUUCUUUGCUCUCGUCAUUUAUUUCACAAUCUACUACUACUAUUUUGAGUCACAGUUUGUAAUUUCCUUUUGCAAUUUCAACUGAAAACCUUUUAUAAAAAGUGAAAAACAUAAAAGAAGAGGAGCUCUAUUUUUAUAAAAGCAUAUAAUGUUCUUAGAAUCUGCCCAAAUGCAUGGCAUGUUUUUGUGUGUAAUGUUAGUGGUGCUGAAGCCUGAACAUCAAGUUCAUAGAUUUUGUAAACCCAAUCUGAAAAAUGUGAUAAAAUCAAAUCAAAUACACAUGACGCAAAAUAAUAAUUAAAGAUAUAUAGUUAUAAUAGUUUUACUCUUUGUCAGGCGCACACCGAGGCAUCUCUCUUACGCAGUAGUGCUUCUCAUACAAGUUGGAAUAUAAAACACCUUGCUCCAUCUCUCUUUUUCUCCAGCCUCCAUCAUCCACCUACUCAUUGAUUCGAAAUGAGAAACAAAACCUUAACAACGUAAAAACAGAAAGAUAUUCGAUAUACAUA